Molecule: messenger RNA, 1562 nt
Organism: Paraphaeosphaeria sporulosa
Lineage: Eukaryota; Fungi; Ascomycota; Dothideomycetes; Pleosporales; Didymosphaeriaceae
Exons: 3
Coding region: 197-1450 (417 amino acids)
Cellular component (GO): membrane
Source: RefSeq, a predicted model, not a curated record
AGGAGCAUCUCAUCAGAAGGUCGUUUUUGGGUGCAGUGAAAGCAGAGCGAAACCCUAGCGCGUCUGGUGACUAUGUUCAACUCGGACUAGCCUGUGGUCAGCCGGCCAGUGACGGCACGCAUUACCCGACGGUAGUGGGUCUCUCAAAAGUCCACUUCCGCAACCUUCGUCCAGCCAUAUUUCAUACAUCCGAAAUAUGGGGGGCUCAAGGUCCUACGGUGCGACCUCAGCUGCAGGACCAGACGACAAUCGAUCGACCCCUGCAGUCACGGACCACCAAGUUCAAGAUGCAGAGGAACAAACUCAGCAUCCUAGCGCGAGGCGAAAAUUGAAGCAGUUCUACGAGAGGAACUUCGGCCUUUUCCUUGUCUUUUUGGCUCAGACAUGUGGAUCAGUAAUGAACACAGCAGCGAAACUGCUGGCCACGGGCUACGAAACUAAAUUCCAUGCCUUGCAGAUCAUCUUUGUUCGCAUGUCCUGCACAACUAUCUUGAGCUGCUUGUACAUAUGGUAUAACAGGAUCCCGAGAUCCCAGGGCGUGACCGGCUUGUUGAUACUCCGCGGAACAGCGGGGUUCAUUGGGCUCUUUGGUCUCUAUUACUCACUCUCCUGGCUUGAGUUUGCUGACGCGACGGUGAUCACAUUCAUCGUCCCCACAAUGACAGCCCUGGUCUGCUGGGUCUGGCUGCGAGAACCCUACACCGUGAAAGAAGCACUCGCCGGACUCCUCGCCUUCACUGGCGUUCUGUUCGUCGCUCGUCUAGCAUGGCUUUUCCGCAGCGCACCUCUUGACCCAAUCUCAGGCGAGCCAGCAGAGCCCGUUGAAGGCCCAGACAGCAGCUCGUUGAGCCUACUUAGUUUCGGCAUCCUGGGCGGAAAAGCGCCUUCUCUCCCUCCAGUUUCGGCUGAGCAAAGAACCAUCGCCAUCAUUCUAGCUGUCCUCGGAACUUUUGGAGCAUCAACAGCCUAUGCCACCAUUCGAGUCAUAGGCAAACGCGCCCAUUCCCUCAUUAGCGUAACAUAUUUCGCAUUCCUCUCCACAAUCGGCUCCGCGCUCAUCAUCCUCGUUCAUCCCGACCUGCAGUUCGUCAUGCCCGAAGACCUAAGCCAGUGGGGACUCAUCGCCAUCAUCGGACUCGCAGGAUUCGCACUCCAGUUCCUCCUCACCGAGGGCUUGCAAAGAGAAAAGGGUGGACGGGCUACUAACCUUACGUAUCUGCAGCUGGUCUUUGCGCUGAUUGUGGAACGUCUUGUUUGGGGGACUACGCCGCCGCUUGAGAGUUUGUUUGGCGCGGUGCUGAUCAUCGGGGCUGCGGUAUGGGUGAGUCUGCAGAAGAAUGCGGUGAAGGAGAAAGGGAGCAAAGCUGUCGACGAAGAGAGCAGUUUGCUGGGAGAUGAACAGGGGGAAAAUGAGGUUCGGAGGAGGAGUCUUGCUUCUGCAGAAGAGUAGGAGCAAGCAUAAAAUAAAAAAAAGGAAAACAUCGAGGUCUAUCCACCGCAUCCGACUGAGUCUUAUAAUGUCCGUCGCGGAACACGAGCUCCAUCGGCUGCUCAAUGCCCAA